Peronospora belbahrii is the source of this 282-nucleotide messenger RNA. The record is from the annotation of a GenBank genome assembly. Lineage: Eukaryota; Oomycota; Peronosporomycetes; Peronosporales; Peronosporaceae.
AUGCAAGUGCCUGAAAGAGAGAUCGAAGGGGUUGGUGUGAAGCCUUCCAGGGAAGUUGCACUACUUUUGAAGAAAUCUCUCUACGGCCUAAAACAAGCUGGACGACUUUGGAGCAAACUUCUGCAUCAAAAGCUAAUCGAGGAGGGUUUCAAGCAGUGCACAACGGAUGUGUGCUUGUACGACAAGCAGGAAGGUGACAGUUGGACCGUGGUAGGAAACGCUAUCGAUCAAGGCCCUAAGCGUUGUGAAAAAGUUUUUGAGACUCUGGAUCUCGUUGAAUGA